GUAUCAGCUUCGCGUUUGAAAAAAUUGCAGUUUUUCCCUGCUAAAACCUAAAUUUCGUGUACUUUUUGUGGUUGUAUCGCCGUGUAUUUUUGCUACAAAACAAAAGAAACUAUAUGGAAGCCAUUGACACAGAGAACAGCAACGAUAGCACGGAUAAAAUAAAGGAAAAGGUCCGAGUUGUUAGCCUGGAAGACCCGAGUAUAAUAGCAUCGGACUUUGCUGCAAAUUCGAAUAGCAGUGUUUGGUCGCUUUGUGGACUAAAUUCAGACGAUCAUCAUGUAGAUUUAGGGGACAUUUCACCUUCGAUAAGUCCUAUAUUUACGGAGCAACAAAUGGCAGACCAUUUGCGAGACAGGCUGAUGGCUGAUGACCAUAUUUUCUCGGGGGAGCAUGUGUCCGACUCGACAAACGAAAACUCAAGAGCCAUACCAGACUUACAAAGCGAUUUAGAGCUUUUUGAUCGAGAAAUGAAGAAUUUAGAAAGUUUAGAUGGUGGCGAGGAUAUGAAGACGAAAACAGAUGGGGAUUUGGUUAAAAGCGAGGGGCAUAUAGCAACGAAAGCAUCGUCUAACCCUAGGAGAUCGCCGCGAAAACGUGGUGCGGAAGACACGAGUUCUGAUGGGAAGAGCGGUAUUGCUUUGCGGACGAGAAAUCGGAGACGUGGAACGCAUGUUAGGGAAGUGAAAGAUGACUCAGAAUCUGGAAAAGAUGUUCAAUCUAACAUUGAGAGCAAGGAUGAAGGAGGCUUGAAUCAAAGGUUGGUUUGUUACCAUUGUUACAUGUGCUUGUAACAUCUGAUGUUCACCCCCCCCUGCCAAGAAUGAAAGUUCUUAAGCUACGGAUACACUGGCAAUACUUUUCUGGCGAUGGCAAUGCAAUGGUGGAAAAAUCGUUGCAUUGCCGUCUCGAGAAAGAAAUUGCUUGUGUAUCAUGCUCUGCGACGGCAACACAAAGCUGCGCGCAAUCGUUGCCGAAAUUUCAAAUCAUUUGAUUUUCGGCAAUGAUUGCUGAAAAUUGGGAGGUGUGGUCAAGGAAGGUCAAGGUUGAUGAAUGACACGUUUCUUGACCAGCCAAUGAAAAGCGUUAUGAAGACAUAUAUUGCAGGUGUAGCCACCUUGUGCGACGGCAACGCAAUGCUGUUAUCACCCAUUGCGUAACCAUCACAGCAAAAAUAUUGCUUGUGUAUCUGAAGCUUUAUGUUUGCUGACAAUGUGUUGGAAACAUUUAGCAUGAUUUGCUCGCUACCAUAAUAUUGAAAACCCCCAGAAAGCUGCGCACUAUUAAAAGGGAUCCAACUAGCUGAAAAAUCCAAGUAAACUUCGACAUUUUAAGUGAAGGCACUUCGUCGGGAAGUUAGAAAGGCUUUUCUUGAAACAUUGGAGUUUUACUGGUAUUUUUCACGCAGUUGAAUCCCUUUCAAAUCCGCAGCUUUCUGGUGUUAUUAUCACUACCUAUGCUGACCGUCAUGGGUGGAUUUACUUGGGGGGGGGGGGGUUAGGAGGGGCUAAACCCCCGUAGAAGCUCUCUAACCCCUCUUAUAAAGUCUUCAACCCCACCACGAUUUUGCUUCACCCCUCUUAUUUUAUGUGAAAGUCUUUAACCCUAACCGAAGCUCGCUUGGUGGUGCCGCUUGCACCAAUCCUUUAAAAAAUAUGAAAAUCUGCCCUUGCUGACCAUUCAAGUUCAUAUUAUUGAAAAACACUAUUAAUGUUUUCAUAAAGGUCACUCUUUGGCUGCCAUUUACUAUUGUUCCCAGUGAACUGCAAAACGACUGUUUUUUUUAGGGGCUUUGUCAGUGACAGUUUUGUCAAUUACGAAGGACAUAUUUGUGUACCUCGUGAUCACAAUUCGUUGCAAGUGGUGUGUGAAAAGCUGCAAGCUUCAGUUUGACAGUUAAAUGAGUUUCUAAUUUUAUUGUCCAAUCAGAUGCGUAGUUUUGAAUUUUAUUAAAUCAAAACUACGCACCUGAUUGGACAAUAAAAUUAGAAACCAUUUAACUGUCAGAACUGUCAAACUGAAACUUGCAGUUUUUCACACGCCGCUUGCAACGAAUUGUGAUCACGAGGUACACAAAUAUGUCCUUCGUAAUUGACAAAACUGUCACUGACAAAGCGCCUAAAAAAGCGGUCGUUUCGCAGUUUACUGGGAACAAUAGUACUACACAAUAGUACUUACUGCAGCCCUUGUUAUUGGCCUAUUUUUGCCUUGGCAAAAUUGGGGAUUUUUUCCAGAGGCUGGUAAGAACAUUCUCAAUAUGCUUCAGAUUUUGUAUAUAUUGUGUACACAGAACAAUACAUGCCUUCGAAAAGUAUGUCACCUUGGCUAUAGAGCCUCAUUUUCAUGAUUGUAAGGUUGGGCUUUAGCCGGUGUCAGAUUUGUCUUUUGUAAAUAGGUAGUCUGAGCAUGGAUAAAAAUGGUAUGGUUACCAAAAUUGAGCUCUAUAGCGUUAACUAGGCUGGGGCGGGUUUUUGGUAUACCGUAAAAUACAGGUUUUUCGGUUUUGUCAAAGUCCAAGCACCGGAAAAAACGGAAAGUGGUGAAGAACCGGAAAAACACAAAAUAAAAAGACUAAUGUCUGCGUGGUCAGCAACCAACGCCAGCUCAGUCAUGCUGAUCACUUCAGUGAUCAUUUGUCAAAAGAAAUCAAACGGUACCAGACGUACCCUGUAAUUGACAGAGAUGAAGAUCCGCUGAAGUGGUGGCAGAGAAAUCAAGUUGAUUUCUCAUUGCUUUGUCAGCUUGCCCAAAAGUUUUUUGCAAUCCAGGCUAGCAGUUCUCCAUCAGAGUGAUUAUUUAUCAAGGCAGGACUGGUCAGUACUCCAUCUCGAGCACAAUUAAAACCAGAAAAAGUUGACAUGCUUACAUUCCUAGCUGCAGACUUGUAUUAAAUAUGUUCUUUUAACACUGCCCUCCUACCUGUAUUUUUAUACCUCUAUAAGCUUUUGUUAAGCAUCUAAAACUAAAAUUCUUCACAUAAUAAAAACAUGUGCUACACUAGUUUAUGUCUGUGUGUUAUUUAUAGAUAAAAAACGGUUUUUCGUUUUUUCUUGACGGUUUUGGGGUUUUUUCAAGAGUUUUUUUCCUAGUGUAAACAGGCCUUUUGUUCCUAGUGUAAACGGGCCUUUUGUUCCUGAGGGAAAUUUUUUGCAGUAAGCCUUGCAAAGUAAUUUAUCUUUUAUUUAAACAGUGAUGCCGAACAGAAAUGUGAAAAUGCUGAUGUUUUACCAGAAACAGCAACUCAGAAUGAACUGAGCAAGGAUGAUAAAACUACUGAUAAGCAACAAGACACAGCAACUGAUGAAGAUGUUGUAUCAAGCACUUUGCCAGAAAGUCCUCCCGAACAAAAUGAAGAAAAUACGACAGAAACAAAGGAUGAGUCAAUGAACUUGAAUUCUUCCGAAAGUGAAGCUGGUAGACCAUUGCGUUCACCCGAUAAGAGAGUCACUCGAAGCACGACUGGAAAUUUGAAGCCAAAACAACCAUUUGAUGAACUUCAAGAAAAAGAAGAACUGAGGAAUGCCAAAAGAAAAGAAGGCAACACAAAAAGGUCCAAGAAGAAGGAGGUUGAUGGACAAACUUCCGAUGCCGACGGCAAAGAGAAGAGGAAUGAAAAAUCUGCGGCUGAAACAAAGAACUCUGAUGACAAUCGUGAGAAUGAGUCGUCAUCCGAUAAUGAUGAUUGGUUAGAUUAUCACGAGGAUGACUCAGACUAUAGUCCCGAGGACGAUCCUGACAGACCCUGGUGUAUUUGCAGAAAACCUCAUGGCAAUAAGUAUGGAAAUUCAAUUGUUGUUCUUGUGUUGGUAAAUGUUCUUUCGUUGUAGUAUCGGUGUGUAAAUGUUGUUAUCUGUUAUGUUGUUAGGUUCAUGAUCUGCUGUGAUGGUUGCGAAGAAUGGUUUCACGGAAAAUGCGUUGGUAUCACAAUGGAGCAAGGAAAAGUUAUGGAAAAACGUGGAAGGGAAUAUGUUUGUGAUAAAUGCCGAGGUAAUGUAAUAAUUUGUGAUAGAAAUGUUCCAUUUCAUUGUUUUGAAAAUCCCACUGUUCUCCAUGUCAUCCAGUCAUGAUCUAGUGAUCAGAAUGUUCCAUUGUCUUUUCAUUGUUUUGAAAAUCCCACUGUUCUCCAUGUCAUCCAGUCAUGAUCCAGUGGUCAGAAUGUUCCAUUUAGGGUGCGAACUAACGACCGGUCAACAGACAAUGUCCGGCCAGAAUGCGGAGUUGUCCGGCAUUUGAAAAGGGUGUUUUGGCAUUUGAAAAGGACAUUCUGGCAUUUGAAAAGGGUGUUUUGGCAUUUGAAAAGGGUGUUUUGGCAUUUGAAAAGGGUGUUUUGGCAUUUGAAAAGGGUGUUCUGGCAUUUGAAAAGGACAUUCUGGCAUUUGAAAAGGGUGUUUUGGCAUUUGAAAAGGGUGUUUUGGCAUUUGAAAAGGACAUUCUGGCAUUUGAAAAGGGUGUUUUGGCAUUUGAAAAGGCUGUUUUGGCAUUUGAAAAGUGAGUUCUGGCAUUUAAAAAGUGAGUUCAGAUUGUCUUUUCAUUGUUUUGAAAAUUCCACUGUUCUCCAUGCCAUUCAGUCACAGUAACUUUGAGAGUUAACUAGGGUUAGGAUUGUACAGUACUUAAGGAUUACAAAUGUUUAAUUUUUUUUUCAAUCUAGACUUUUGUUAUAAUGAAGUUAAAUGCGGAAAACCAAUUUAUGUGAUUUCGCGCAGGACAAUGCAAGUCGUCCGUUGACGAGCCAGUAAAUUUCAUCAUUUGCGUUGCGAAUUGUUCCUCAAAAUUGUCCCUUGAGUCAUUAUAAGAAAGGUCUAUUGUUCUUCACAAAGAAUAAAUGCAUGAAAUGCGCUCAAGUAUGAAAAAUAAGCUUGAAAUAAGCAAAAAAAAUGCCUACAGCAGAAACUGGGAUAGAACAAAGGCAAAAUAAUUCUUGCAUAACAUCAUAACAAUGGUGUUAUCCGGUCUGAUCAUUGAAUGUCCCAUUGGUUUUUUGUUUUGUUUAUCCCACUGUUGUCCAUGCCAUCCAAAUAACGUUUAAACAAAGGCCCUAUUGAAAAGAAUUCAUUCUGCUUUGUCCUGAUAAACUUCUAAAAGAAAUAUGUGCUUUGUUUUCGCCUUAAUUCCAAAAUGAAGCUUUGUUUGCAUCGUCGCUUUUCUCUGCAUGCCCGAGUGGGCCUUGGUUUGUUUUCGUAUUUUUACUCGUCGUACUCGGGUAACACAACACUAUCUGAUGCAAUUAUUGACCAGCAUUGCAAUCACUUUAGAGCGGUAUAAUGUUUAAGAAUUAUGGAUUAGAUAUUGGGAAUAUUUGUACUUAAUUUUGGUUGAAAACUUAGUGAAAAUGCGAAGAUACGAGACUCCAAUUAUGAUAUUUAAUUGCAUGGCAAGGUUGGUGUUAAGGCAUGGAUGCUUACAACGUUCGUGAAAGAACCUAUUUUACGCGUCUUUUGUGGUAGAUUCUCACUAGUCUAAAAUUCAGACUGUUGGUUCUCAGUGUAGGUAGUUGUUUUCAAAUACACGUCCUUUGUAGUAGAUUCUCACUAGUCUAAACUUCAAACUCUUAGUUCUUAGACGUAGUGUAGGUAGUGGUCUUGAAAUACACGUCCUUUGUGGCAGAUUCUCACUAGUCUAAACUUCAAACUGUUGGUUCUCAGUGUAGGUAGUUGUUUUGAAAUGUACGUCCUUUGUGGUAGAUUCUCACUAGUCUAAACUUCAAACUGUUGGUUCUCAGUGUAGGUAGUUGUUUUGAAAUAUACGUCCUUUGUGGCAGAUUCUCACUAGUCUAAACUUCAAACUGUUGGUUCUCAGUGUAGGUAGUUGUUUUGAAAUACACGUUCUUUGUGAUAGAUUCUCACUAGUCUAAACUUCAAACUGUUGGUUCUCAGUGUAGGUAGUUGUUUUGAAAUACACGUUCUUUGUGGUAGAUUCUCACUAGUCUAAACUUCAAACUGUUGGUUCUCAGUGUAGGUAGUUGUUUUGAAAUAUACGUCCUUUGUUGUAGAUUCUCACUAGUCUAAACUUCAAACUGUUGGUUCUCAGUGUAGGUAGUGGUCUUGAAAUACACGUCCUUUAUGGUAGAUUCUCACUAGUCUAAACCUCAAACUGUUGGUUCUAUCAAACCUGACGCACUAACUAUUGCGAUUCCAACACUACUAAAAUCUAAAAAAUUGUUUUACUUGUGCAGAGAAAAGGGCAAAAGAAGCACAGAUGUCUGAUAAAGCGAGAGAGUUUGCCGAAGCAAUAAUAAAGACGAAGCCAGAUACAACCAAGCACGAUUCGCCAAAGAAACCAAGACAAAAACGCAGGAUAACAUCAAGUGUAAGAGAAACAUACAAAUUUCGAAUUGCAGGCUCAGGAAAUAUUUUUAAGUUUGAGGACUGGGUGGUGAUGAUGUCAUCAGAUGACGUCAUCAGAUGACGUCAUCACGUUGCGGUCAACUUUGGAAUGUACACCCUUUAACGUCACGAAUAGUUACCUGAUCUGGAAGCCUCGCUUUCAUGAAUUAAGACGAGAGGCUAUUUGCUCACAAUUUAUGAAAACGAGGCCUCCGGGUCAGGAAGGAAUUUGUGAAUGGUGUCUUGGUGACAUGCAUUUAGACAAAAAAAUUAAACUACAUCCACAUUGACAAGACAUACAUAUAAUGAAAAGAAUUUUAAAACGUCAUAACUUUACUUCGUGUUAUUUUUUGAUAGAAUAUCGUUGCGGAGCCUGACUCAAGCGAGAGACCGACCCAAGUGUCGGCGCCGUCACAGUCGGACGAAAUUAAGAAAAAGAGAGUAAGGGAACCUGCUGGAUUUAAAAUCCCCAAAAAGGUUCGCACGACACCCACACCAGUGUCGCAUUCACAAGUUCAACCAAGCAAGAAAUGCAUCGUGGAAGGUUGUCCCAGGACCUCAUUUGAAGGCGCUGUGUACUGUGGCCGUAGUUGUAUUGAGAGGUAUUGCCAUUAGUAUUGUUUGUUGUCCACAGACAGGGCUUUCAGAGUAGAUGGCUGUGUUGGUAAAGUAGGCAACGAUGUAGGGAGUCUUAUGCCUGUAUUCUAAAAGCUCACUCACACUCAAUGAGUGGACGUUCAAUCUGAGCUUUUCUUGAGUGUCAAUGUUGUUUUUGAAUAGCUAGAGGGUGAGUAGUCACAUAGUAAGGUAUGACACUAACCCUCCAGCUAUUCAAAAACAGCAAUGAUACUCGAGUGAAGCUCAGAUUGAACUUCCACUCAUUGAGUGAGCUUUUAGAAUACGGGCGAUAAAGUCAUUCACGUUAACACUAGUAUAUUGAUUUGAUAGCAACGCAACUGAGCUGUGUAACCAAAUUAUAAUGUAUCGCUACUGUCAUUCUUCAACAAGAUAUCUUCAAGAUUUAAGAUGGCAAAUGGCUAAAUCAGUUUUACAAAAAAUAACUUUGUUUGAAAGCUUAGAGUGGAGGAAGGAGAGCAGAAUUGAUAUUUCAAGUAGAAAACAAAGUAAUUGGCGGUAAACCUCGUGGCACCCCCGGCGGCUUAUUUUGAAAGCCCUGCUCAGCAAAUAAACCAAUAGUAACUUAUGGUUUUGAAAUGUGUGACAUAAUUUGAAUUAUUUUUUACUAGGCAUGUCAGCGAAGCUGUUACAAUGCUAUCGUCAAAGGUAAUGUAUACGUCGGUAUAUUUCUAUCGUACAUGAAGAAUAAUUUGAUUUAGUCUCAUUUCCCUGAACGCUUUACAGUUUUGUGAUAUUUUCAUGAAAUUGAAUCUAUGUAAAUCUUAUUUUUAAGGAGCACGGAGGAAAGUUACAUACGUCAGAAGGAAACCGUGUCUCUAUGAUCGAGAAAUCUUCAGGACGUUUGGUCGCGGGAAUGGCUGCACCUGUAUUCACGCAACUGACAGAAUGGAUCUUGAAAAAUCCUUCAUUUCAAGUCCUUGUCUCAAGUUAGUUAUCUUCUCUACUGGAUUACUCUAUCAGUCCUAAACUGUUUUCCCGAGAGGUCCAGUAAGAGACAUCUCGUAUUGAUCCAGUGUUACUAAAGGAAGAAACCUAAACUAAACAAACUUUAUUUAUACUGGAUAGCUCUAUCAGUUCCAAAAUGUUCUCCCUAGAGGUCCAGUAAGGAUCAUCUCUUAUUGAUAAAGUGUUACUACAAGAGGAAAUCUAUGUAAACUAAACUAAACUUUAUACUGGAUAGCUGUAUCAGUUCUAAGCUGUUCUUCAUCUCACAGGAGCCAGCCCAACAAAUCAUUCGUCGACGUCGUUUUAUAACAAAGUUAAUGCAGGUUUGUGCAAAUAAAAUCAUGCUCAAUGUUUUUUGCAUUUGUCUUGAUGAACAAGAGCAAAGAAAAUAUGCAGGCGACAGAGGCAACUGUCUGCUUAGUUUGUCUUCACGGAUGAUCUGUGUAUAAAUACAUCAUUAGACAAACUAUCUGGAAAAUUUCAGCCAUGAUUUGUUACCAAAAGCAUUGCCAUUACAAAUCACACUGUUUUAGUUAGUUCAUCUGGAUAGUUCGUUUAAUUUGUAUUCUCACCGAGAAGGAAGAACCGUCACAUGGACAAUGUGUCUUGACGAAUGAGCUGUCUCUGGUAUAAAUUGAGUCAUUAUUGAAUUUUCAGAAUCAAAACAGAAGAAGGAAAGCGACAAGAAGAGCGAAGUUGAGACUGUACGUAGUAAUGUACGACGAAUGAUGAAAGAUAUCUUGGUUGAGAGGUAAGCACAAUCCUCUUAACUAACUUUAUUUAUACUGCAUAGCUCGAUCAGUUCUAAAGAGUUCUUCCUAGAGGUUUAGUAAGAAUCAUCUCUUAUUGAUCCAGUGUUACUACAGAAGGAAACCUAAACUAAACUAACUUUAUUUAUACUGCAUAGCUCUAUCAGUUCUAAAGUGUUCUUCCUAGAGGUCUAGUAAGGAUCAUCUCUUAUUGAUCCAGUGUUACUACAGGAGGAAACGUAAACUAAACUAACUUUAAUUAACCUACCACUGUGCCAUCAAUAUCCUAAUGUAUUAAACUCCGCACUCAGCCAUUCCAUCACGUCUUAUCCCUACAGAAAGAAAGAAUCAAGCGAGAUCCGUAUUUCAGUUGAAGAAAUUAUGAAAUUGGUUGGUAAAAUUGAAGACGACAUGUACAAGUCAUUCAAGGAUACAAGUCAUAGAUACAAAGCAAAAUAUCGAACUUUGAUGUUUAACUUGAAGGAUCCUCGCAACAAAGUGAGUGGAUUAUUUUAGGCAAACUCUCCCCUGCAGUGUGGCAAAUGUUCAAUACUAUAAAACCCCCAAUUUGUACCGCAAGUGGCGUAGGGGUAUCCUCCAUAGAUCAAUUCGAAAAAUAGUUCUCAUUCUUUUUUCUUCCGAAAUUAAUUUCAACCAAGGUUACACUGCCGCCUUGUAGAAUACUUCAAGACCAACAAUUUUACAAAGUAUAAUUAUAAUAUAUGAAUAUAAUACCAUGUAUUCUCUUUGAGAGAUUACAUGUUAAAAAUAGAAAUUUAUGCUAGAUUUAGCAAACAAGUGUGACUAGCUUCAUUUUGGUACUUUUUGUGCAUUUCAAAGAGGUAUAGUUUCGCUUGCAAGGACUUUUUUCAAUCUUAAAUUUUUGCUAAGAUCUGUUGAAAAAUGGUUUAUUAGCCUUGUAAUGCAUAAAAUAAAAUAAAUCCUAAGCAUGCUCCACGUAUUUUCUAGGUUCUCUACAAACGAGUUUUAACAGGUGAUAUUCCUCCUGAUCGGCUUAUUUGGAUGUCGUCUGAUGAGUUGGCUACUAAAGAACUAGCCCAAUGGCGGGAACAAGAAACUAAACAUGUAAGUCUCGGAUUCUCGUCAUAAAUUACGUAAGGCCUGAUUUUGCAUGCACACUGUUAAAGUUCAAUAAGUGUUGUCUUGUAACGAUUCAGUGUUACUACAGCAGGACACUAUUGCUAAAUUAAACUAACUGUAUUUAUACUGGAUAGCUCUAUCAGUUCUACACUGUUCUCCCUAGAGGAACUGUAAGGGUCAUCUCUUAUUGAUCCAGUGUUACUACAGGAGGAAACCUAAACUAAACUAACUUUAUUUAUACUGGAUAGCUCUAUCAGUUCUAAAUUGUUCUUCCUAGAGGUCCAGUAAGGAUCAUCUCUUAUUGAUCCAGUGUUACUACAGGAGGAAACCUAAACUAAACUAACUUUAUUUAUACUGGAUAGUUCUAUCAGUUCUAAACUGUUCUCCCUAGAGGUCCAGUAAGGAUCAUCUCUUAUUGAUCCAGUGUUACUACAGGAGGAAACCUAAACUAAACUAACUUUAUUUAUACUGGGCAGCUCUAUCAGUUCUAAACUGUUCUUCCUAGAGGUCCAGUGAGAAUCUCUUAUUGAUCCAGUGUCACAACAGACGGAAACCUAAACUAAACUAACUUUAUUUAUACUGGAUAGCUCUAUAAGUUCUAAAAUAUUCUCCCUAGAGGUCCAGUAAGGAUCAUCUUUUAUUGCUCCAGUGUUACUACAGGAUGAAACCUAAACUAAACUAACUGUAUUUAUACUGGGUAGUUCUAUCAGUUCUAAACUCUCUCCCUAGAUGAUCGACAUGAUAAAAAAAGAAGAAGAGAAUACGAACAAAGCUCGUUUAAUUAAGAAAACGCACAAAGGCGAAGUCGAUGUCGACGGCGAUGAAGACUUGAGUACCUUGGAGGUUUUUACUUUAUUAAAAAUAUACUUUUGUUAUUUUCCAACAAUGACAGUUACUUGAGCAAAGAAAAAAUAGUGCGUGUUUCCAUUUUACAAGUUUUCAACUUCUGUCUAUUUUUCAGGCAACAAAUAUCCAGGAAGCUGAGGAAAAGAAGCCAAAGGUGGAAGAAAAGGUGGAAGUGGCGUUAGUCGAUACGACAGAAGAGCAUCGAGCUCAUUUAUUUGAUCUCAAUUGUAAGAUAUGUACAGGAAAGAUGGCGCCGCCGGGGGAGGUCGUGGCGAAAUCACCAACUAUGUCCAAUGUACCGUAAGUAUUGUGGAAGAAGUUAUUUCGCUGUCAUCAUAAUGAUAUUUCGUCCAAACGUUUUUCUUCAAGAUUGGUUUAGAAACAAACUUGGAGUAGAGUUAGGUUAGGGUAAGGAUUGGUGUUUGGAAUAGAGUUGGUGUGUUUGGAAUAGAGUUGGUGUUUUUAAAACCGUUGCUUUGUUACGUUUUGUCACUUUGAGGCCAGCGAAAUAACCUCUUCCAAGUAUUGUCACUGCUACGUUUCAGCAAAUGGUCAAUUUCAGAAAUGUUCACACUUAUAAGAGCAAGAAAUUUAAACUACAUCUCUCAAUUCUAGUGCAUUUUCCUCCAAACACAAGACUACUACAUAUAAUGAAAAGAAUGAACAUUAUUUUUUCACUCUGAUAACUGCAGGUUCACCACCAUCUGCUGUACGAUAGUGCUUGGUGAAAAUCUCCUAUAGCAUUGUAUUAGGUUGUGUAGGUUAACUCUUCACAAUUUUUCUCUUAUAUUAUGAUAGAAUUCAAGCCGCAGCUGAGAGUUCUAUUCCCUCUCCGCCUCCUAUUCAGGAACCAAGCACAUACACUGAACCUCUGUAAGUAUUGUAUCCUAAACUAAACUAUCCUUCUACUGGAUAGCUCUAUCAGUUCCCAACUAUUCUCCCUGGAGGUCCAGUAAGGAUCAUCUCUUAUUGAUCCAGUGUUACUACAAGAGGAAACCUAAACUAAACUAACUUUAUUUACACUUCAUAGCUCAAUCAGCUCUAAAUUGUUUUUCCUAGAGGUCCAGUAAAGGAUAAUCUCUUAUUGAUCCAGUGUUACUACAGGAAGAAACCUAAACUAAACUAACCUUAUUUAUACUGGAUAGCUCUAUCAGUUCUAAACCUUUUUCCUAGAGGUCCAGUAAGGAUCAUCUCUUAUUAAUCCAUUGUUACUACAGGAGGAAACCUAAACUAAACUAACUUUAUUUAAACUGGAUAGCUCUAUCAGUUCUAAACUGUUCUUCAUUGAGGUCCAGUAAGGAUCAUCUCUCAUUGAUCCAGUGUUACUAUACUGGAGGAAACCUAAACUAAACUAACCUUAUUUAUACUGGAUAGCUCUAAUAACCUCGCUGCUACCCCAAUUUUUAUUGUUUCUUAGGUCGCCAGAUUCGCGAGGCACUCCAGACUUUUCAAACUUGACGGAAAAAUCAAAAGAGAGUUCUAUUUGGAAAGGUUUCGUCAUGAUGCAGAAUGUUGCAAAGUUCGGUACGAAUGUUUUCCUCGUGUCAGGACCUGGGGAGAACCUCAUCCAAGUUUUGCCAGACACGUUGCAUGUGGCCGGCCGAAUCGCGCAUAAGCAUGUCUGGGACUAUGUCAAACAAUGUAAGACUUCAACCUCCAGGGUAAGUGAUUGGAAAUUUGAAUCUAUCUGAACGGCUGUUUAUUAUUGAGUUUUAGCAGAGUUAGUGGUUUCAUUAUAAGCGUUAUUUAUAGGGCAGCCGUGGCGGUCCACUUCUGAAAUGUUCUUACUUUGAGGACCUAUUACCUAGUGAACAAAAUUUUGAUCUAGACAAGUCUAGACAAAAAUUUCGUCACAGCUUGAAACAGCAUCACAAAAUUAGUAAUAUUCCGAAGUUUCGUUGCGAAAUGUUGUAAAAUGCGGAUAAUAUAGCCCUGCGAAGUUUGCCGUUUUUGCGGUAUCAAUUUCCCACGCGUAAUACAAAAUGACUGAAAAACGUCAAACUUCGCUAUAUUAUCCGCAUUUUACAACAUCUCGCAACGAAACGUCGGAAUAUUACUAAUUUUGUGAUGCUCUUUCAAGUUGUGAUGAAAUGUUUGUCUAGACUUUUCUAGAUCAAAAUUUUGUUCAUUAGGGAAUAGGUCCAUUGCUUUGUGUAUUUCUAUUUAAUCUCUUAUUGUAUUUCUACAAUGAUAUUUUCUUAGGAGUUAUGUAUCAUUCGUUUCGCCGCCGCCACAGACGAGGAGAAGAUUAGUUACGUGUCGUUAUAUUCAUAUUUCCAUAGUCGUAAGAGAUGCGGUGUGAUUGGAAAUUGUCACAGUGUUAUCAAAGACAUGUACCUUGUACCAUUAGCCUCACAUGAACCCAUCCCAUCACCAUUACUGCCUUUCAGUGGACCAGGUAAUGUUUGGCUUUCAUAGAACUAACAUUAUUUCAGUUGGGUAGCUCUAUCAGUUCUAAAUUGUUCUCCCUAGAGUCCAGUAAGGAUCAUCUCUAAUUGAUCCAGUGUUACUACAGGGGGAAACCUAAACUAAACUAACAUUUAUAUUGGAUACAUCUAUCGGUUGUAAACGGUUCCCUAGAAGUCCAGUAAGGAUAAUCUCUUAUUGAUCCAGUGUUACUACAAGAGGAAACCUAAACUAACUUUAUUUAUACUGGAUAGCUUUAUCAGUUCCAAACUGUUAAUUCCCUAGAGGUCCAGUGAGGAUCAUCUCUUAUUGAUCCAGUGUUACUACUAUAGGAGUAACUAAACUAACUUUAUUUAUGCUGGAUGGCUCUAUCAGUUCUAAACUGUUCAUUCCCAGAGGUCCAGUAAGAGUCAUCUCUUAUUGAUCCAGUGUUACUACAGGAGGAAAUCAAAAUUAAGUUAAACUACUUUCAUUUAUACUGGAUAAAUUUAUCAGUUAAAAACCAUUCAUUCAUUCCUAGGACUCCAAGAACCUCGGCCACAUAUGUUACUUGGUAUAAUUGUGAAGAACAAGAACGCCCCUAUAAAACGUUCCCGCUCAGGGUCCGACCGUGUCGUCCCCUCCAAUUCGGAACCUCCUUCAAAACGUACAAGUGUGGAUGAUCUUUCCUCGAAGAGCAGUACCCCCACAACCCAAACCCCUGCGAAGCCUAGCGACUCCCCCGUAGAUGAAAUUGAAGAUAUAGUCUUCCAUUAUCAUAACACGCAAGGAGGCAAACCUGAGCCUGCGAAGGCUGCACAACCAGCGGGCAUUCCUCCAAUGAUCACAGCUUUGCUAAAAAUCCAAGAGCAAGAGAAAAGACUUCGCGAGUUACAAAAGCAGUCUCAACUAUUGGAGAAAGAAUUAGCGCCUAAAAUGGGAAAUGUGGCGUCCCCGGUGGGAACUGGUGGUUUAUCCAGUCUUAUAGGUGGUCAAAUGCAAGCUUCUGUCAGUCUACCUAAUCUUACAACUGGUCAGAAAGCGUCGAGUAAUGUGUCUAGCCAUUUGUCUGGUCAAAUGGGUGGUGGUGCAUCUUCUGUUAUAGGUGGUGAAAAAGCCACUAACGGUGCUUCUAAUCUUGUGUCUGGUCAAAUGGUCAAUCCACCUGUCCACGCUAAAGUUUCUAACAACUUAGGCUUCCCAGCAGUUAUACCACAAGCUUCAAUUGGUUCUGGUGGGACAGUUCUGUCAGUUGAUGGCCCAAAGAGUGCCGCUAGUCAAGCUUAUUCAGUAGUCGGGGCAACUUCUAAUAUUUCACGACCGGAUGAGGACGAGCCGUACGACCCGGAAACGGCUGAAAACGAAGAGACUCCGUACGACCCCGAAGAUAUGGAUACUCUUGAUAUAAGUUUAGAUGAAGUACCCAGUCCGGAGAAAGGUAAUACGGUAUUGACUCCAGCGGAUAGUGCACAAAAUACUGCGCUAUCUGAAACAGUUAACCAGAAUCUAGCAAGGUCCGAUGUUACUGGGCGUUUACAGCAAAGCACACCACCAUCGAGUACUGUUGGUAAACCGGAGAUACGGGUUGAUAAUUUGGUUAAACAAGUGAAUAACCAGCCUGAAAUCUCGGUAAAACCUAACCAAAAUAUGAACCAACGUUCAAUCCCUAAAGAACUACAAGAAAAAGUUCAAGCCUUGCUUAAAUCAGAGCUUAAAUCAGAGCAGGGUAGCUUGGUUCAACAGACAAAUAACCAACCAACUGGCAAGCCUGAAGGACUGUCGCAGUUUGCUGAGCAAAAGUUGCAUCGUGGUGAAUCAGGACCAGAACGAGCUGGUACUGCUAUAUACCAUCAUAGCAAAGACUUCCCAGAAAAGCGGGACCUCCCAGAAAGGCGAGAUUUCUCAGAGAGGCGAGGUUAUAAUAACGAGGGUCGGGAUGACCCAAGAUUUUAUUCUUCAAGAUUUUCAUUGAAUGCAAGAAGUGGUAGUGACGAGAGAGGGGAUCAUGAAAAGGGUCAGGACAGAGGUGGCCAUGAUAGAGGUGGCCAUGAUAGAGGGGGGCAUGAAAGAGGCCAGGAAAGGGGCUAUGAUCGAGAUCGUAGGUCGAGGGAUUCCAGAGAACAUCGUGAUGGUGAUAGACAUUGGGAUGAUCGCAGAGAUGACAGGCGUAGAGAUGAAUAUUUUAACAGAAAUCGCGAUCGAUUUCAACGCGAUCGUAAUUGGCGACGGUGACAUGAGAGAAUGUUUUAGAAAGUUUGUUGAGAGGGUAAUGGGGGUUUCCUAUGGUAAAUUAGGGUUUUCUUAGGGAUACAUAGGGUUGGCUACGAGUAUCAGAUGAUCUCCUAGGAGAAAUCGAGGUUUCCUUGGAGUAAUGAGGGUUUCCAUAGGGUAAUGGAGGUUCUGGAGGGUUUCCAAGGGUGACCUGGGGUUCCUUACGAUGAUCGAAGAUACCUAGGGUAAUUUAGGAUUUCCUAAGGUAUCAAGGGUUUCUUUGGGAUCGUUAGGGUAACCAAAGGGUAACGAGAGUUAUCUAGGGCAUCCAAAGGGUAAUGGGGAUCCCUGAUGCAAUAACGGUUCCCUAGGAAUAGGAUAAUGGUGGAUUUCACUUUCAUGAAAAAUUAGAAAGUGAAAUGUGAAAUAAGCGUUCAAAAAAUGAGUCUUCAAGAAAGGUUUAGUAAUUAUACAAAAAUAUACAAUAUCUCUAAGAAAAUCAGUAAAACCUCUCCCAUUACCCUCUCAUUCAAAAGGCUUGCUAAUAUAUGAUGUCGCAUGAAUGUAUAAAAAAGCUUUUAAAUGUAACGCAGUAGCAUUUUUAAAGAACAUACGUAGUUGUUUUACAGAGCAAAGACAGAGUUAACUCAUUGUGAGUAAUCUAUAUAGAAAUAUUCCAUAAUUAUUGACUAUUGUGUUUCAGUUCAAUAUCGUCAUUGAAAGUCAAUGUAAAGAAUGGCUAUUCAUCAUUAAACUAUAAAGUUCACUCAACUAGCUCAGCUAUUCAUUAAAAAUAAAUAGUGUUAAGUAUUUUUGAGUGUUUUAUUUUUUUUUGCUUGCUUGAGAAUGCUGUGUAUACUGUAUAGCUGUGAUAAAAACAUUCUUCAAUAAGACAAUAGUGCUGAAAAUAUGAAUGCCAUUUGAUUUGGUGAG
Paramuricea clavata is the source of this 16132-nucleotide messenger RNA. NCBI's taxonomy places the organism in Eukaryota, Metazoa, Cnidaria, Anthozoa, Malacalcyonacea, Plexauridae. The record is from the annotation of a GenBank genome assembly.